AUGCCCAUCGCAGGCGCUUUCAGUGCCGCGGGUCUGUGGGCGGGUGCGGUGAAGGCCAUCUCGCACAUGUUCCUGCAGGAGUACGUCUUUGCUCCGCUGCUCCACAUCGCCACCUCCGACGAGGAGCUCGACGAGUCGUUCGAGGCCUACGACCCCAUCGCUCCCAUAAAGCAAGGGGACAUGUACCAGCGUGGUGGCUGGACGGGUCCCGUGUGCGCGAUGGCCUCGGCUGCCGGCGCGAUUCUGCUGUCGCUUCCCUUCCUCAAGGCCAAGUUCCUCCUCCGCACCCAGUCGAGGCGUCCGGACGGCUCGUUCAAGUACACCGGCCUCUUCCAAUCGAUCGGCGUCAUCUGGCGAGAGCAACGGUGGGGCCUCAUCACCAACAACCUGAGCGCGUUCAUCUCGUUCGGUAUCCUCUACGAUGUGGUGGGAUUCCUCACGGACCGCUACAAGCUGUCGACACUGAUCAUGAAGAUCAAGACGCGCGAGGGUGUGCUCCACAACCUCAAGCACGCGCUGGCGCUCGCCAUCGAUGACAUCAUCGAGGCCGCCAUCAUCGUCGCCUUCACCAUGCCGGUCAACGUUGUUCUACGCCGCCUCGAGGCCCAGGCUGGCGGCGUGGCGCCCUUCAGCGCCGACGGGGUCGUCUACGCCGGCGUCCUCGACUGUGUGCAGCAGAUUUUUGUUCGAGAAGGCCUCAAUGGCUUCUACAAGGGAGCGAUGCCAGAGCUGUUGGAGAGGUUGCUGCCCCGCGUGUUCGUGGACGCCGCGGUGGACUUGGGUCUCAAUUCCUUCUUCGGCGUGCCGGCCACCUACGACAACACCGACGAGCACAGCCACGCCGACUGA
Acanthamoeba castellanii str. Neff is the source of this 849-nucleotide messenger RNA. RefSeq lists its product as uncharacterized. Lineage: Eukaryota; Discosea; Longamoebia; Acanthamoebidae. The transcript is spliced from 6 exons. The record is from RefSeq and is a predicted model, not a curated record. The coding region runs from base 1 to 849 and encodes 282 amino acids.